Messenger RNA from Penicillium soppii, 9642 nucleotides. RefSeq lists its product as uncharacterized. The record is from RefSeq and is a predicted model, not a curated record. The transcript is spliced from 3 exons. Gene Ontology annotation, biological process: fermentation. Bases 1 to 9642 code for a protein of 3213 amino acids. Gene Ontology annotation, cellular component: membrane. NCBI's taxonomy places the organism in Eukaryota, Fungi, Ascomycota, Eurotiomycetes, Eurotiales, Aspergillaceae.
AUGGCUAGCACAAGCUUGACGUCGACUUUCUUGACGCCAGAUCCAAGCUUCAAUUGGUUCUUCCUCUUGGAACUCAUUGUCUCUUGCAUUCUUGCGCUCUUCUUCCUGCUCUACUUCAACCGGCUCUUCGCGACCCUCCUCUCCUACGCAAUUCGAGCAUACACCUGGCAUUACUACCGCGCAUAUGUUGACAUCAACGCUCUUCAAAUUUCCUUACUUGGUGGGAGAAUCUUCUUCAAGGGCAUUCGGUAUCACGGCGUGAACGAGACAAUAUUCAUUCAUGGAGGAUUUAUAACAUGGCGGUAUUGGACGCGUACGGUAGAGCGAAACGACUUGACUGGACUAAGACGAAAGACCGAAUUCACCGGUGAUGCCACGAAAAAACGACAUGGGCGUCCCCCGCACGAGGGAGAUGACAAUCUCGGGGAGCAGGCCGGCAUGGGAAAGACAACUGAUCUGCCGUGUCGGGUCACAAUCCAAACAUAUGGCCUUGAAUGGUUCAUUUAUAACCGGACUCCGGCAUACGACAGUAUUCUUGCUGGGUUCGGAUACUCUCCAAACAUUAUCGACGUGAACGAGGAUCACUCGAAGCCUCCAGGGUCGCGCGCGAGAGCAGAAGAUCAAGAUUUUACCAACAAGUUUGCUCCCCAGGCUCUGCCACGUCAUCAGUCAACCUCGAGAACUAUGUCAGAAUCUAGCAUGAGCGAUAGGGGUCGGGCAUCUGCUAUUCGCGAAUCAGAACUAUCAGACCCCAUUUCAAACAUGCUUCAACUCCUCCCAGUGAGGCUGGAUUGCAAGAAAGGAGCCAUCGUUAUGGGAAACGAACAUACCCGAUCUGUUUUGACAACGACAUUCGACACAGGAACUGGUACCAUGGAUGCUUCCAACUCGGGACCUCUUGAUCUAUACCGACAGAUAUUCUCAUUCCACCUGAAUAAUCCUGUCAUUCAGAUGAGACCUAACCCUGAUUUUAAGCAGGGCCAGCCUGCAACUGCCAAGUCUCUAAGUUCUGUACAAAAGAAAGAUCAAGGACCGAAGAAAAAGCGGUCAACUUUCUUCAACUAUCAAUCUCAAAGGCGGAAAGUGUGGCACAGCAUUCGUGACCUGGUGCCUUAUUUCCAGACCUCUGUUGAGUCAUUCCAUGCUAACAGCAGACAUUCCAACAGCAUGCCAAGAAGCCAGGCAGAGUUCCCUGAGGUCCGCUGGACAGGUCUCUCUCGAUACCUAGAAGAAGGUGGUGAGGAUGACCAUGAAAAGUGGAACUCGGUCGAAUAUGCUCGGUUUUCUACCAUCGUGGAUAGCCCUAGCUUGAGCAUAACGUAUUAUUGGGACAUUCCUGGGCGAGUGAUCGUUCAGCCAAUAUCAAAUGACCAAUCCCACACGACCCGUCCAAUAAAAGGUGAUAUCAACUGUUCUUCUCCCCCGGAAUGGGGGAUCGACAUCAAGAUUAACGGGGGUACGAUAAACUAUGGGCCAUGGGCUGAUAGAGAGCGGGUUGGUCUACAGAACGUUUUCUUUCCAAAUUUCUAUCGCAGCGCCGAGCCGGCUGAGCAGUUGGCUCCUGGUGUCCUGCGACAGAGUACAGCGUUCAGGUUGCGAGUAGAAAUAAGUGACGAACUGACACUGCGCAUUCCAACAAGAGAGUCUUCCAAGGAUUGGCAAUGGAAAGGCCGCGCUGAUGCUGUUGGGGGUGCAUCAAGGGUCAAGAAGCCAGCCGACAAAAAGAAGUCGCGAGUCAAGGAUGCAGAAAAGGGCCAUCUCGGUCCUGAAAUCCGUCCGUUUGGGUGGCUUUCUCUUUGCGUUGCUUCAGACUCGACUAUCAAUUACACCAUGGAUAUGGUGGCCUCAAGUGCAGGAUUUCGUAAUGAGCUCUCCCUUGACCUGCGAGAAUCAAGACUGUCUUCCAGCAUAAAUCACGGCUUGUUGUGGCAAUGUCCUAGGCAGCAGAUCACCUGUGACUUGUCCAAUCCUCUGUCCUGGAACAGCCUCCGCUCCUGGAGAUUUACUGCCGAAAGUCAGGGAUUACAGCUGUUUCUACUGCGAGAUCACAUAUUCCUUCUCACUGAUUUGGUGACCGACUGGGCAUCGGGGCCGCCUUCGGACUAUUACACGUUUGUGCCUUUCAUCUACAACCUUGAUCUCAACUUCUCCGACUUCGAACUUUACAUCAAUGUCAACGACAGAAACAUCAUCAGCAAUCCUUCCGAUCUAGAGGACAACAGAUUCAUCGUUAUCAAGGGCAAGCGUUUGACAUCAAAUGUCAUGAUACCCUUGAACAAAUACCUGCCUGAGCAAAAUGCUGUUGAGUUUAGAGUAGGCCUCGAAGACGGUGGCGUGGAUUACGCAACUCCUUUAUGGGAUACUGUGCAUGAAUUCCUACCGCAAAAGUCCAUGGCUACUCUGCAGAGUUUGUUCAUUGAUGGAUCUUACAAUUACUUCCAGUCAACCUCACCUGAGUUGACGGACACGUUGGUACUUAACAUUGAUGGCGUGUCACCCAGGCUCUACCUUUUUGGAUUCUUGAUCAAGAGUUUUAUGACCAUCAGAGAAAAUUACUUCGGUGAAGAAAUGCACUUCAAGACUCUGGAGGAAUACCAAGAACUAGUCUAUGCCGACGAACCACUAUCAAAUCCCACGGGUAUCAAUCCGAACCGAAAAUCAAAUGACAUGGAUGUCCUUGUUCGUGUCACGGUCGAUAGCCCCCGUGCUCUGCUUCCCGUGAACAUUUAUGAUCAUUCAAAAUGUAUGGGACUAAGCGCCGCUUCGCUUGAGGUGGAUCUGCGAUUCACCAACUACUACAUGGACUUGCAGUUCUCCAUCACUCCACUCAAACUUGACCUGGAGUCUACCCAGCUUGAUGGCCCCUCCACAAUUUCUGGUACACAAUUGUUCAUCGAUGGUGUUUCAGUUCAUGGCCACCGUUUGUUUGGGCUGCCACCUCUUGAACCAACCUACAUCUGCAAUUGGGAUUUCGAUGUGGGCCAAAUUGUUGGAGAAUGUUCCACUGAAUUUCUGUCUUGCUUGACUUCGUCUGUCAAGAGUUUUGACUUUUCCUUCGACAACGAAGAAAAUGCAUUGCCUACAUUGUUCCCGGAGAUCCUGCAUGAUGUGACUUUUUUGAGGGCUAAGAUUGACUCGAUCCACAUCACUGUGCUUUUGGAGCAAGUAGCCGUGAUAAUGAGCACUCAGCCAUUGAAUGUGAAUUUCAACGAUUGGGCGAACACCAAGUUUUCGAAGCGCAUGAGCCUCAGCGUUCCGGAUAUCUCGGUCGCUGCCGUUGAUCGUAAAUCAGUUACUCAUGGCCAUCCGUCAACCCGAGCAACGAUGUCCCCGAUUGGACUUUUCCAGCUUACUAUCGGAUUGAAAAUGGCUUUGCGCAAAUCCGACAUUGCGGAAAGUAGACAACUUCAGCAAGAACAUAUCAAGGUCCAUGAUCGGCGGACCCAAAGGGCGCAAUGGCUGCUUUUCGAUUGGGAAGAAACCGGUCCAGCCUCCACCAACCCGCCGGAGGGCGAUGCUUUUCCUCCAACUUUGGCGAUACCCUCAAUGCCAGAGCCUAUCCAUGGUAGUAUUGGCUCAAGCCAUACACAGUCAGACCGAGGAGCCUCCGGAUCCCAUUCCAAUGGAAGUGCGAGGAGCUUCCUUGUUGAAUCUGAAACAUCGAGCCUCAAAAGUGUACGUAGAAACACCGGCAAUAGCCCUAGAGCAGUUUCUGAUCCUGUUUCCCAACCGCGACCGGGUCUACCAAAUCGAGGAUUCAGCUUGUUUGUUUCACAGGGUGAUCGAACGAGAGAUGGACCGUAUAGUGGGUCUCGAGCAGAAGAGAUCUCGACCACUGCCGUGAGAAUUGCGAACCCAUGGAUAAUGCCGCAAUUCUCAUAUCACAAGCUCGACCUAGACACGUCCGAGCUUCCAGUGCCAUUCUCAAAUGAAGAUGAUAGUUCCUCAAUCACUGAUGGCCCUCAAAUUAAUCACAAAUCCGUGUUUCUUACAUUCGACGACGAUCAAGCGACAUACACCAACUUGGCGGUUGACCUUCCGCUUGGUGUCCGAGGUUUUUGCACCCCAAGAUUUCUUCUAAGUGUUGCUGCCUUGUUGGAUGGAUUGGAGCCUAAGCAUCCUGUGCGGAUCAUUGACUCGCUUCAAAAAGAUGUAAUAUCAAACAUUGUUGGCUAUGAUAAGGCUAUGAGCAAACCUAAAGUCUCGACAGCUGUUGCUCUUCGUGUCCCCUCCAUUCAGUUGCGACUGGUCGAUCUGUCUGAAGCUCCAAACGACCAAAAAAUCGAAUUCCGAGACGAGUACAGCAUCGAGGUUCGCCAUCUGCGAACUGAAUUCCGAAGGAAGGUUCGGCGUCAAAAGGAUGACCUGCUUCAAGGUGUUAAGCAAGAUGUGACGGUUCAUGCAGCAGCAGAUCGUGUUUCAAUGUCAGUCGAGGGGAGUCGAGUGGAUGCUUUCCAUGAAAAAGCCGUCUUCAAUUCUCAUCUCGAGGACGUGAAUUUCUGGCUGGUGACCUCGCCCAAUGUCCGCUCUAAUCUUCAGGUGAGGACAUUCAAUACCAUGACAUCGGCAAAAUCUGUAGAGCGUCUCGCAUUCCUCGUCCGGCGAGCCACAACAAUGUUUGACUCGGUCGCAUCAUCUUUCCAACAACUUUCAACAUCUAGCGAAAAACGUUUGCAGUACCUCCUGUAUUCGCUCACACAAUCGUCCGCUGAUGUACCGGAUCCUAUUUUCCUUGCUCGCAUCUCUUACGUUCUCAGAGUCGCUUCCACUCAUUUACGACAGCAUGACUCAUGGAAGAUCAUAUCUCGCAUACGUGGUAUCUAUGAAACCUUGCCUGUUCAUCGCAAGCGUGACCUAGAGCAAAAAUGCUUGAGUGGAAAUCCCCCUCUACCGGCGGAUUCCAAGAAGACAGUUGUGUCUGGAUUUGACAGUUGGCGAGCUUGGGACCUAGCACAUGUUGGUAAAAGCUAUGUCAUGCGCCAUGUAUGGCCGCCUACUGAGCUUGAACGGGAGACUCCGCAGCCUUCGGUGUUUGUAUCGUCCACUAUACAAAAACUCCGAUUCUCCUUAGAUCCCGGCCCAAGAGAAAGCGAUCUGAUCAUAGAGAACCUGUCAACCGCUGCAUCUUUUGUUCCGGACUUGCCUGGACCCGAUGGAGAUGAACAACGUGGGAAGAAACUUAUCACACUGCAGUCUUAUUGUGGCUCUGCAGCCCUUAGGCUACGCUGGGAGAUUUUGGACCUUGUUGAGGGAGUGGUCAAGGUCAUGUCUAACAUCAAACUUAAAUCCUCCCCAGGCCAUGUUCCGAGUGAAAAGGUCCAGGAGAAGACAUCUACUGAGCUGCAACUCAUGGUUGGGACUGACUUCGGAUCCGUAACCCUCGAUGGCAUCAACGUCAAACUUGCUUUGAUAGCCAAAGCCCUCCGAGGUUCGGUUGUUCACAAAUCUCUUGGUUCUACAAAAAGGAAUCACGAAGAUCUCGCUUUACUGUUCAGUGCAGAAGGAUGCUCAUCCGAGCUCCAAAGUCAAUCUACGACUCUCAUGCUAUCCAGGAUAGCAGACCCAUAUAUGUACAUUUCGCUUGCAUCGGAAGAGGAUGCUAGCGAGUAUAGACAUGCUUGGAAAUUCGCUAGCUCUUGCAGGAAGCUUCGGUAUGAUAUGAAGGAGGAUCCUCUCAGCUUGGCACACACGGCAGACCGGCUUAUCGCGGACGAGGUUCGGUAUAUCCGUCAGCUUGUGAAAUCUGUCAAAAUUCCGAGGUCGCAGCCCGAACAAGCUUCAGUCUCGAAUAAGCCAACCAAAACCACCUUCCACGUGGCAAUGUUUUUAGAAGACUACCGGCUAAACUUCAGCCUUCUGCCAUCAUUGACUUAUCUUGUGUCGGGCGAGGUGGCUCGCAUGUCCGUCCUGCCUGCAGAUGGAUCAAAGAUCGAGGUUGACUUCGACGUAAAGAAGAAUUCGCACAUGUUCGUCUCUGGCGAGAACGAGCGUUUCCAUGUCCUGUCGAUGUUAGAAAUACCCCCUGUGAACGGUCGAAUCCUCGCAAACCUCUUGUCAGACCGCAAGGAAGUAGAGGUCGAUGUUACGAUUGAACUCAUCCGCCUAGAAGCCAGUUCAGUGCGCAGCCUUCUGGCUGUUCUGACAGGACCUGAUGUCUCUCAUCUGGUCACCGAUCUCAAACAAACCGUGGACGUCCUCAAAGCACAUUUGGAAAAUGUGCUGGCAUUGCAGAAAGCGCAACCGAAACCAAAGCCGGCGUCUGAUGGUCAAGAGAUCCUUUACAAAUCUCGUCUCACGAUGGCUGGAUUUGAGAUUCAUGCUGUUGCGCCUGGUCUCAAUAGUAAGGAUUACUCUGCGGAGAUGAUUUUGAGUCUUGGGAUGAUGCGCAUGCGACUUCAAAACGGGCUAGAUCGGGGCUACUCCAUGGAGUAUCCGGAGUUCAACAUCGAUGCCUCCCAAAUCAGCUUCGAACUCAGAAGGCAAGAGAAAACCAAGGGUCGUUCAUACGGCAGCUUCUCCGCCAGUUUGAAACUCCAGGGAACCUCUGUGAUUCGCGAAGAUGGGGAGGUUGCCAGGGCGUACCACUUUACCAGCGAGAAGUUCGAUAUCGAACUCUUUGCCGAAACAGCAGCCCUGGUGGUUGACAUUGCCGUUUAUACACAAGAGCGCAUCAAGACCCUAGAUCUCUCUCAUGAAGUCAAACGUCUCAGGAAGUUAAGGCAUCGUGGCCAUAUGGAUACAAAAGAUGGCGCGGCCGAUGCUCCUGAAAUCCAUGUCAACGAUGAUUCGACCCCGGACGCAUUCCUCGAUGCCCUGUAUUCCUUGCAGUUCAAGGCCAUUCAGGUCGCUUGGAAUAUGGCUACGACACACAACAUCUCUGGUCGACAGUCGGAGGAUUUGGUCUUUUCAAUACAACAUGUUGAACUGUCCAACAAGAAAAAGAACGCAGCUAAACUUCGGAUCGAGAACAUGCAACUUCAAAUGGUUCCAUUCGGGACGGACAGGGGAAAGCGGUCGCUCAACUCGGCGCUCAUGCCCGAGCUCGUUUUUAACGUGGCGUACGCAUCCAAAGGGAAAGAAGUAUGGCUUGCCUUCCAAGCAGCUGGUAAAUCACUUGAUAUACGAGCUACCUCGGAGUUCAUCAUCCCGGCUAGUAUGUUACGAGACUCGAUUGCUACUGCAAGCGAAGCGCUCCGGGACGGACAGGCUGUUUGGGCAACCAGAGCAUCAUCAGCCGACAACGCCAAUACCAACAAAGAUCGCAAACUUUUCGGCAAUCGGAGAUUACGGUCUCUGCUGAUUGAUGUUGACUUUGCGGGUGCUACAGUGACACUUCAAGGAAAACUUGGUCAUGACCACCAAACAUUGUUGGCGGCCUCCUGGAAGGGCAGCAAGCUCCCUGAUGCGAAAUAUGGACAAUACUUGCAAGGAGAUGCAGCAACUACGGCAACCCUCCAGGCACCUGGAGUGGCGCUAAAGGUUCAAUUCGAGGACAAUGGGACCGAUGAUCCCGCCCUCAAUGCAGAGUUGAAGGUUGACCCCUCCACUAAUACAUUAUACCCAACUCUUGUCCCUCUUGUCAAGCAAAUGACUGCCACGGUUAAAGAGAUCAUGGGCAAUCAACAGAGCCAGCAACGCAGACCAUCAACGACAGCGCGUUUACAGCCACCGAAGUUGAUGCAAGAGAAGCCAUUUAGUGCCGAUGAUCCUACCAGCAUUCUAGGCCGGUGCAAGGUGAACCUGGGGCUGCUGUUCUACAAACAAGAGUUCAGCUUGAGCUGUCAACCAAUCGCAAGAGUAGCAGCUACCGCAAGGUUCGAGAGUGUCUAUGUGACUGUCAAUACAGUUCUGUCGGAAGAGCAGGGUCGCUUCCUUGCUCUCUCCUUGGCUUUCAAUAAAUUGGAAGCCUCCAUCAAGCAUGUGUAUUCCAACGAAUCAACAGCAAGCUUCGAAGUCAAAUCCAUGGUUCUUUCAUUGAUGAACAGCAAGCAUCUUGGCCGAAAGAACGGAAUGGCUGCGAUCUUACGGGUGAGCCCAAUGAAUGUGGCAGUCAAUGCAAAGCAGAUCCAGGAUUCGUUGCUCUUCAAGGAGAUCUGGCUGCCAUCAGACAAUGAAACCAGUCCCAGUGAGACCGUCCAGCCCGGAGAAUCUGAGACGCCAACAUACAUUGUACAACGAUACCAGCAAGUUGCUUCGGCGUCCGCAUUCCCAUGGAACACUACCAUUGCGAUCGAAAAACUCGAGAUCCAACUUGAUCUUGGCUCCACUCUAGGCAAGGCACAAUUUUCAAUCAUUGAUCUCUGGGUUGCAACCAGCAAAACAUCCGUCAGUGAGCAGAAUAUGUGCAUAAAUUUCGGUUCAGUUGCAAUCGAGAGUAAGGGUCGCAUGAGUGGAAUUGUUGAACUCGGCCUGCUCAAGGUUCAUACAUCCAUUGAAUGGCCCGAGAAUUCCCGUGAGCGCGGCCAUACGCCAUUGAUUCAAGCCUCAAUUGCUUUCAAUCAUUUCCAAGCCAAGGUCUCUUUCGACUACCAGCCUUUCUUGGUCGCCCGAGUGACCCUGUUCAACUUCUUGAUGUACAACGUCCGAGACACGUCCGGUGAACAAAGCCAGCGCCUUUUCAGUAUUCUGGAAGGGGACAAGCUCCAAAUCUUCUGUACAUCCCUGACAGCAUCCCAAGCACUGGCUCUCUUCCAGGCGUGGCAGCGCUUGGUUCAAGAUGUCCAAGCAGCCUACAGGUCAUCACUGCACGAGGUAGAACGAUACCUACGUCGAAAAUCAUCCGUCUUAUCCGAGCGCCCCGAUGUCGGCCCCAAGCACCUAUCAAAAGCAGACGAUGAUCAACCCGAGAAAGCACCCAUCUCUCUACACACCGGAGUGGUUGUGAACAUCCGCCAUGUCAACCUCGGCGCCUUCCCAAGCUCAUUUUUCGACAACCAGAUCUUCAAGGUAGAAGCCUACGACGCACAAGCACGCUUCGCCGUAUCUCUCGAAGCCAAAAAGAUCCACAGUGCCCUGGGCCUAACACUUGGCCAGCUGCGCGUCGCUCUAUCGGGCAUCAACCGGCCCACCUCCGCCCAACUCGACGAGCUAUCCGUCGACGAAAUCGCCGAACGAGCAGCCGCGUCCCGCGGCGGAACAAUCCUCAAAGUCCCCCGCCUGGUCGCAGGAAUGGAAACCUGGCAAGCCCCAGGAACCCGCCAAAUCGACUACAUCUUCCGCAGCACAUUCGAGGGCAAAGUUGACGUGGGCUGGAACUACUCUCGCAUCAGCUUCAUCCGCGAUAUGUGGGAGACCCACUCGCGGGCCCUUGCCUCGCGCCUUGGAAAGCCCUUGCCGCCAUCUGCAGUGCGCAUUACCGGUGGUCCGGGUAGCGGUGAAGGCGGCGGUGCGAGCUCUGAGCAGCAGGAGAAGAUCACGGCUGUUGUUAACGUGCCCCAGUCGAAGUAUACGUAUACUGCGCUGGAGCCGCCGGUUAUCGAUACGCCACAGCUGCGGGAUAUGGGUGAGGCUACGCCGCCGUUGGAGUGGAUUGGGUUGCAGCGUGAUAAACUGCCCAAUGUGACGCACCAGAUAAUCAUUGUCACUUUGUUGGAGAUUGCGAAGGAGGUUGAGGAUGCUUAUGGGAAGAUUUUGGGGUCGUGA